AUGCCACCGUCCGCGGGCUCCACCGCCUCUCUCGACGACGCCUCGGUCCCGUCAGAACCGCUCCUGGACGACGACGGGCUUUCGACUGAGACACCAUGGUGGUAUGAAAGAGGGAUUCAGAGUCCUUUGUGUUAUUUGAGAUGGAUACCGUUACGCCGCCGGUUCGCUCAGCUUGCGCUUUGGCUUCGAAGUGGAGACGAAAAGGGAGACCUUGAGCAGAGCGGAUUUAACGACCGUCGUCGCUUGACUUUGAGUACGACGCUUUGUUUCUGUCGAAGAUCGAGAAGAGUGCGUUUACUACUCUUCAUUAUCUUGGGUGGUCUGACCAUGCUGGGCCUUGUCCAGCUGAUUUCACUUCUUUCUGGAGUUUUCGUAUCAUUCUUCCCGAGCUACAUAGAUAGGAAUGUUGACCUUUGGGGAAAAACUGGCGACCCGAGCGAGUACCUUGCACACUGGCCGACAGAUCAGACUGCCGAUAUUAGACCUGUGGCUUGUCAUUCCCAUAAUGAUUACUGGCGACAAGUGCCCCUCUACUCUUCUAUUAAAGCUGGCUGCAUUAGUGUAGAGGCAGAUGUAUGGCUGUUCGAUAACGACCUUUAUGUCGGGCAUACGAAGUCUUCGCUCGCCAUUAAUCGGACGUUGACGAGUCUCUACCUUGACCCGCUUCUUACUUUGCUUGCAAAGCAGAAUCCUGUCACUCGAUUUCAACCUGGCUAUGAUGGACCUCCACAUGGAAUAUUUGACACCAAGCCGUUCCAAACACUUGUCCUUCUGGUAGAUUUCAAGACCAAUGGGCACGACAUUUGGCCAUAUCUAACUUCUCAGCUAUCUCCUUUUCGAGAAAAGGGGUAUCUUACUUACUUUAACGGGACAACUGUUAUCGAAAGGCCGAUAACCGUCGUUGCAACCGGUAAUGCACCCUUUGACCUCGUUGUGGCCAAUUCGACACACCGAGAUAUCUUCUUCGAUGCGCCCUUGGCAGAGCUAGCAGCUUCUGAUUCAAGCGUCACUCAUGCAUCAAUUCCUUACGACUUCAGAAAUAGCUAUUAUGCUUCAGUCUCCUUUCACAAGUCUAUUGGCUUCCCUUGGAGAUUCCAAUUAUCCGAAAAGCAACUAUAUAUUUUGAGAGCCCAAAUCAAAGGUGCGCACGAUAGAGGACUCAAAGUACGAUAUUGGGACAGCCCUGCCUGGCCCUAUAGCUUGCGAAACCAGAUUUGGACGGAACUGGUUCGUGAAGGUGUAGAUAUCUUGAAUGUUGACGAUUUAAAGAGCGCAACCGGGAAAGACUGGACUAGGAUUUGA
Coccidioides posadasii C735 delta SOWgp is the source of this 1302-nucleotide messenger RNA. It is a transcript of the gene AIM6, whose product is annotated as Altered inheritance of mitochondria protein 6. Gene Ontology annotation, molecular function: phosphoric diester hydrolase activity. Lineage: Eukaryota; Fungi; Ascomycota; Eurotiomycetes; Onygenales; Onygenaceae. Gene Ontology annotation, biological process: lipid metabolic process. The record is from RefSeq and is a predicted model, not a curated record.